This is a messenger RNA of Acanthosepion pharaonis, 804 nucleotides long. The record is from the annotation of a GenBank genome assembly. NCBI's taxonomy places the organism in Eukaryota, Metazoa, Mollusca, Cephalopoda, Sepiida, Sepiidae.
AUGAUAAUCUUAUACAUUGUAUGUUUAGUUUGUUUCUCCAGAACUGGAAGCUGCGAGUGGAUAUCUAUCUAUCUAUCUAUCUAUCUAUCUAUCUGUCAAUUGUUCUUAUAUAGUCGUUUGGUUCUGAAUAAAAGCAAAGUUCAAACUCUCGUCGUUUUUUUUUUUCGUUUUCUUUUUGUUGUGCUUUUCUUUCAUUCUGUUCCCCCCUUCUUUGUCUUCUCCAUUCUGUUCUUUACCACAUCCUCUUCAUUCUUCUUCUUUUUCUUCUUUUCUUAUUCAUUCUGUCUAAUUCCUCCUCCGUCUUUUUCGUUCUGUUCCUCUUGCCCUCCACUGUAUCCUUCAAUGGCUUCCUCCUCUCUUCCAACUACUCCUCCACCGCCUUCUUUUUAUUCAUUUUGUUUCAUUCCUUCUCCGAUUCCUUCAUUCUGCUCCCCUCAUGCUCCUCUGUAUUCUUCAAUCUAUUUUCCUCCUUUUUUAAAUUCUGUUCUCGGUUUCCUCCGUCUUUUUCAUUUUGUCCUCCUCCUUCGUCUUUAUCAUUCUAAAUUCUAUCCUCUUCUACUUUUCUUUCUUCAUUCUCUCCCCUCCUCCUUCAUCUUGUUCCUUUCCCCUCCUUUUUUCUUCUUCAUUCUUCCCCUUUUCCUUUUUCUGUCCCCUUCUUCCUUAGUUUGUAUUCUUUCUACCACCCUCCCCCAUUUUCUUCUUCAUUCUGUUCCUUUCCAACUCUUUUUAUUUCAUUUUGUCCUCCUUCUCAUCCUUCAGAUGUUGUUGACCUUGUCGUUCUUGUUCUUCUUUUUCUCCUUCUAA